Messenger RNA from Peronospora belbahrii, 402 nucleotides. Lineage: Eukaryota; Oomycota; Peronosporomycetes; Peronosporales; Peronosporaceae. The record is from the annotation of a GenBank genome assembly.
AUGACUCGUCCCAUUCGCGUCUUGUGUCUACAUGGGUGGCGAACAAGUGGCAAUAUUCUGUAUCAUCAAACUACUGCCUUACGUCAAGCAUUUGGAUCGAAGGCUGAAUUCUUGUAUGUAAAUGCACCAUGGACAGCUUCAGGUCCAGCUCCAGAUCUCGUGCGCUCUUUCUAUGGUGAAAUAGGCCCAUUCUAUCAGUGGUGGGAGAAGCAUAAGGACAGCGAGACGUUUCAAUACAAAGGCUUUGAGGUCUCUUUAGACUUUUUGACGGGUCAUAUUCAGACUUUAGGCACUGUCGAUGUGGUCUUAGGGUUUUCUCAAGGGGCUGCUGUUGCGACGUUAUUGACAGCGCAUUACCGCUUGAAUUAUGGUCUCGGCUAUCUCUCCCCACUAAGCCCUUGA